UUCUGCUAAGAAUUGUUACGUUGUUUACAUAUCUCAGUAACUGUUACCUGUUAACGAUCUGAGAAAAGUUUGUGAAAAAUGAAAUAUUGUUCCCUAUCCUACUUUAUUGUCAAUAUAUGUGAAUACUUUCACAUUCCAGAUGUAGAUGCAUGUGGGAAAAGGCGAUUAUAUUAUAGGAAUUAAUGUUCAUAGCUGUCCAGGGCAUUGAACGGCUGAAAAUUGUCCUUGCAUCUCUCUAUGCUGAUGAAGAUGUGAUGCAGUGAAUCACGAGACCAUGGAUAUAGGACGACCAGCAAAGAGAGUCCGCUCAGAUCCAGACGUCGGUCCCAGUAGCUCUGAUUGGCUGGCAUCAGCCGCGGCAGAGGGUCAAGAAAUUGUUCAAUGUACGAUGUUAUCUGGUGAUGGUCAUUGUCCGUCCAGUAGAAACAUGUCUGUCGUAACUACCCCUAUUGAAACAAGUCAUACCAAUGUAGCAAACCUUGGUAACCCAGAAAAUUAUCAGGUGAAAUCUGAGGAUGAAAAGAUAAUAAACAGUUGUAAUAUUUCACAGAUGGAGAAAUCUACUGGUAAAGAUAAAGAAACAGAUAUUGUUACACCUUCUAUAGGUAACUGGGAUGGCUCUGCUAAUGAUACAGAACAGAAAAGGGAACAUUUUGAUAAAGGUGACAAUGUCUCACCUGCAGAUUUACCUGUAGCAGUAGAAAGUGACCACGGUAUACAGGUAAAGAGUGUGUAUGACCUUGAAAUGGAGGAAGAUUAUAAGGAAGUAACUGUUCAGUCAUUACAAAGUUUGAGGACCGCAAAGAGGGACAACAAAGAAAAUGUGAUCAAUAAAAACGGUCUUGUGCUUUUAUCAGAGAAGGUGCAAGAUGAUGUUGCUAGUGGAUUAACUAAUAUUUCAGAAAAGGUAAAGGAAAGUGGAACAGAUACAUGUGUUAGUUCUAAGUCAAACAUAAAUAAGGAUGCUUCUAAGGAAUCACCAGUACCAGUACCUGCACAGGUUACCAUGAGCAACAAAACAAAGCUUCAACGAAGGGUGUCCUAUGUGUAUAGUAAAGAGUUGAUUCAGGAAUGUAACCUCAUGCAAAAGAUUCCUAACAGGGCAGGCAUGGUGCACAGUCUGAUUGAAGCUUAUGGAAUACUCAAAUAUAUGAGAGUUAUUGACCCUUCCAAAGCGACAGAAGAAUCACUUUGUCUGUUUCAUUCCCCCGAAUAUAUAGAAUUUCUGAAGAAAAUCAAUGAUCAGGAGGAUGAAGAAAUCUACGAUGAAGAAGCGGCACAGUUUGGCCUGACCUAUGACUGUCCUGUCCAUCAGGGCGUGUUUGACUACGCCCUGUCUGUGGGAGGAGCCACCGUCUCUGCAGCAGAGGAAUUGAUCCGCAGGCAGUGUGAUGUGGCCAUUAAUUGGUGUGGUGGAUGGCAUCAUGCUCAAAAGGACAGCGCAUCGGGUUUCUGUUAUGUCAAUGACAUCGUCCUUGGGAUACUCAAGCUACGAGAGAAGUUCUCCAGGGUGCUGUAUGUCGAUUUGGACCUACACCAUGGAGAUGGUGUACAGAAUGCUUUCUAUGCCACAUCAGCAGUAAUGACGGUCUCCAUACACAAAUAUGCUGCUGGAUUCUUCCCAGGUUCAGGACAGCUAGAAGAUAUUGGAAUUGGCAAGGGCAAGAAAUAUUCUAUCAACAUCCCGCUACAAGAUGGUGCUAGGGACCAGGAGUUUGUCGCUUUGUUUUGCAGGGUGAUACAGAAGGUGCGCACUGUGUUCAGACCUGAGGCGAUAGUUUGUCAGUGUGGGGCGGAUGGUUUGGUUGGUGAUCCUAUGGACUCUUUCAACCUCACUCCGCUGUCGUUAGGCCGCUGUGUGUACUUCCUGUUAGACUGGGCACUCCCCACACUUCUGCUGGGAGGAGGUGGCUACCAUCACACAAACACAGCCAGGUGCUGGACCUUUCUGACAAGUGUAGCUGUCGGUAAAAAACUGCCAUCAGAUAUACCUGAUCAUCAGUAUUUCAUGGAGUAUGGACCAGACUAUGGAAUUGACAUUUCGGCUGGUAACAGGAAGGACCAAAACUCACAGGAAUACUUACGGAAAGUCCAUCGGUACAUUAUUGAUAUAUUAUCGCACUGAGGCACUCAACUCAAAUGGAAUCUUGUAUGACAAAGGAACAAAAUUUGAUGACAAAGAUCACAGGAACACUCUCCAGUGUGAAUAUAUAUGGUAAUGCAAUGAAAUUUAGAAGAGUGAUUUCAUCAAGACUGUAUUUAAUAUGUACAAACAAAAAAUAAGUGUGAUCAUGGAACAUUUAGUCUUAUUCAGAUACAUCAGUCACAAACUUUUUCAUGGAACUCCUUCGUCAGAUCUUUAAAUCAAAAGAGAUAUUGAAGUAUGAUCGAGGCUCAAUACGGAUGCAUUACCAAGAAUGUUCAACAGAGACAAAUAAUGUGAUGGAAUAAGGGACAUAUGUUGUUGAGGACGAAAGAAACAGUAUUUGAACAAUCAAAAGACCAUAUGCAGGCCCUCUUUGCCUCUUGUUAUUUGAUAUUUGUCAAAAAAUACAUUUAUUUAUUUGUCAAAGAAUGAACUGAUAAUUAAUAUUAUGAUGCAAUUCUUAAUAAAUUCAAUAGAAAAGGAUUACAUGUAAGGGUUGUUCCGUUUAUUAUGUAUGUUCCGAUUCAUGUCAACUGGGACUGGUUCAGUACAAGUCUUGUGAUUUGGUCAAAAUGGACUGUUUGUUAGCCAUUGACCGAACAGCUGCCUAAUGAAACUACCACUGUGGAAUGAUUUUAUUACAAAUUUGUUUCUGUAUAGACAGAUUGAACAUUUCUUAUCCAGAUACCAUCUUCAGAAUGAAUAAUUGCAUAAAGCUCAAACUUGGUGUACAUGUUACCUUUAGGGAAGAGGAGGAACCAAAUAGUCGUCUAGAGUCAAGGACACUUACUAAAAAUGCAAUUUCACAGAAUGUGAACCUAACUGUUAAUGCUAAACUUUAGAACUUUGUGUGUGGGUUGCCCUGGGGCAGAGGAAACCCUAUUGAUUUUUGGCCUCUGGUUUAUCUAGGGUCAAGGUCACCUUAUACAUGCAAUACUAUAGAAUAUGUAUCAAGAUUCAAACCCGGAACAAAUGAUCACAAAAAACUUGGACUAAGAUAAGGGUUGCUCUAGGGAGAGGAAGUAUCAUUUUGGGUGUGGUUUGUCAGAGAUCAUGG
This is a messenger RNA of Mizuhopecten yessoensis (Yesso scallop), 3203 nucleotides long. RefSeq names its product histone deacetylase 8-like. The transcript has 11 exons. NCBI's taxonomy places the organism in Eukaryota, Metazoa, Mollusca, Bivalvia, Pectinida, Pectinidae. Gene Ontology annotation, molecular function: histone deacetylase activity. The coding region runs from base 275 to 2125 and encodes 616 amino acids. The record is from RefSeq and is a predicted model, not a curated record.